AUGGAAGAUGGCCAGGAAGUCGCAGUGAAGAAGCUAUCAGCAGGAAACAGUGUGCAAGGUCUGAAGGAGUUCAAGAAUGAGGUGGACCUGAUCGCCAAGCUGCAACACCGUAACCUCGUACGCCUGCUCGGUUGCUGCAUCCACUGCUGCUCCGAGAGGAUACUGGUCUAUGAGUACAUGAGCAACAAGAGCUUGGACACUUUCAUUUUUGAUCCAAGGAGGCACACUGGCUUGAGCUGGAGAACUAGGAUGGACAUCAUCUUCGGUGUUGCAAGAGGGCUUCUCUACCUUCACCAGGACUCGAGGCACACGAUGAUCCACCGAGAUCUCAAGGCGGCUAACGUUCUCCUCGAUAGGGAGAUGGUGGCCAAGAUAUCGGAUUUUGGAAUCGCCAAGUUGUUCAGCAGCAUCGGCGACCAUCAGGUCACAGAAAGGAUUGUUGUGACAUACGGUUACAUGUCACCAGAGUACGCCAUGGACGGAAUGGUUUCGUUCAUGCAAGAUGUGUACAGCUUCGGUGUGCUGUUGCUAGAGAUCAUCAAUGGGAGGAGGAACCAACGAAGUUCCAACCUCAUAGCUCACGCAUGGAUGCUAUUCGAGGAAAACAAGAGCCUCGAGCUCCUUGACCCAGUCGUGCGUGAUGGCUGCAGCCUAGCGGAGCUAGAGCAGGCGGCGACGUGCAUCCAAGUAGGUCUACUGUGCGUUCAGGAGAGCCCGAGCCAACGACCGCAAAUGGCUGCCAUAAUACCCAUGAUGUCGCACCAAAAGGCAUUGGAACGGCCACUUCGACCGGUGGUCUGCAUGCCCGUGAGCACUCUUGCGGACCUUCUCAACGUGCAGGAGGAAACAUCCGGCAACGUCGAGCUGACCAUCACAAACCUUGAAGGACGAUAG
Messenger RNA from Triticum turgidum subsp. durum (durum wheat), 894 nucleotides. NCBI's taxonomy places the organism in Eukaryota, Viridiplantae, Streptophyta, Magnoliopsida, Poales, Poaceae. The record is from the annotation of a GenBank genome assembly.